AUGGCUUCCCAAGUGUGUCAGAACUACCACAAAGACUGUGAGGAUGAUGUCAACAAGCAGAUUAACAUUCUUUAUGUUUAUCUCUCCAUGUCCUUUUACUUUGCCCUGCAACACUUUUCAGGAUAGUCCAAUGAGGAACGGAAGCACACUGAGAAACUGAUGGAAUUCCUGAAUCUGUGUGGAGGACGGAGCUUGCUGGAGGACAUCAAGAAGCCAGAGCAGGAUGAGUGGAGCAAUGGCCUGGAGGCAAUGCAGAGAGCUCUGCAGAUGGAGAAGGACGUGAACCAGAGUAUGCUGGAUCUGCACAAAAUCCCCACACAGCACACCGACCCUCAUCUGUGUGACUUCCUGAAGAGGCACUAUUUGGACGAGCAAGUGAAGAUGAUCAAGAAGCUUGGAGAUCACAUCACCAAGCUGAAGAGAUUGGGAGCCCCUGAGAAUGGCCUGGGAGAGUACCUGUUUGACAAGUUCUCCCUAGUGGAAAGGGAAUAG
Pristis pectinata (smalltooth sawfish) is the source of this 492-nucleotide messenger RNA. Its product is annotated as ferritin heavy chain, oocyte isoform-like. Gene Ontology annotation, biological process: iron ion transport; intracellular iron ion homeostasis. Gene Ontology annotation, molecular function: ferrous iron binding; ferric iron binding. NCBI's taxonomy places the organism in Eukaryota, Metazoa, Chordata, Chondrichthyes, Rhinopristiformes, Pristidae. The record is from RefSeq and is a predicted model, not a curated record. Gene Ontology annotation, cellular component: cytoplasm.